This is a messenger RNA of Coffea eugenioides, 3190 nucleotides long. RefSeq lists its product as uncharacterized. The record is from RefSeq and is a predicted model, not a curated record. The coding region runs from base 195 to 2849 and encodes 884 amino acids. NCBI's taxonomy places the organism in Eukaryota, Viridiplantae, Streptophyta, Magnoliopsida, Gentianales, Rubiaceae. Gene Ontology annotation, cellular component: SCF ubiquitin ligase complex. Gene Ontology annotation, biological process: SCF-dependent proteasomal ubiquitin-dependent protein catabolic process. The transcript has 7 exons.
CCUAAUUUCUCUCCCCAAUAAAACCUCAAAAAAGACAGAGAGAAACCCAACAGCCAAAACCCGCCGUCUUCACUCUCACUCUUACUCCAUCUCCAACGGUUGGUUUCCACUAGCAAAUUUUAGCAAUCAAUUUUAUCGGUACUUUUCAAUAUCGCCGCCGACAUUCCUCGAAUCCGCAGCCGGCGACAGUUGAAAUGACGGUGUUGAGGUCUCGUGAAGUUGCUCCCCCGGGAAUGACAUUGAAAACUCCGGCGAAAGGUGUGGAUAUAGGGGUGUUUGAGCCGGAGACUCCGGCGAAAACCCUAGAAGGCUUGAACCAUCAGUCAACGACUAGUCCUUUGAGUUUGAGCCCUAAGGCUCCUUGUCAGGAUGGUAAGGAAGGGUUGGCGGCUGGAAGUGUCCACAGGCGGAGUGCUCGAUUGGCUUCCAAGUUGGACUUAACUGAAGGUUUAGAAACUGUUAAAACUUUUAGUCGAAAAAGGAAGAGAUUGGAUGCUGGAAAUGAUGGGAGUUUGGGUGAUGGCCUUAAUUUGGCUACUGCAUCUACUGAGAAGAAGGAUGAUGUUGGAAUUGGGGUUGGGGACGUAAUGUUAGAGGAACCAAAUAAAUCUGACUCUCUUGUUGAUUUGGGAAAUUCAGGCCAAAGUAGUGACGCAGUUGAAAGCGUGAAACAGGGGAGGAGGAGGAGAAAAUUUGGCAUUGAUGUGGAAUUAUCGGAUCUAAUGCUUGUAGGGCAGGGUCAGAAUGAGAAGAAGGUUUUGAAUCUACGGUCUGGGAGGAGAAUCAUGAAGAGUGGAGGGGAAAAAAGGAGUGGUGAUAGUUCUGAAGGAGUUGAGAGUAAUGACGGUGAUAAGUUUUAUACUGGUAAUGAUAGUGAGUGUAUGUCAAGUGGCUGCAGAGGAAAUGGUGGUGUGAUGAAUGAGUCCAAGGUAAUUGCUGAAGGGGAUGGAUAUCAUAGUAUCAAUAAUGUGAAGAAAGUUACUGGAGAAGAGAAGGGCAAAAGUAAAGUACUUGAGAAGGCUUCCUUCAUGAGUGGCAUUGAUUUGUUGAAAUUGAAAUCUGAGGUGAAAGAAGCUGGUGGAAACAUGGUUAAGACUGAAAAGAAGGUUGAGGCCAGGAGUACUAGGAGAAAGGAUAAGGGGAAAGAAAAAUUAGUCGAAAGUGGUUCCUUAUCAAAAUCCUCUUGCUCAGUAGGACGCAAGUCCGAAAAUAAGUUAGAAAAAGAAAAUGACGACACUGUUUCAAGUUCUUCUUUAUUGGCCGAUAGUAUGUCAUCCCAAAAUGCAGAGCAGACCGACAUGAGUGUGACUGCUGACAGAAGGGUUCACAAGGUUCGAUUUCGUGAAAUAGCCAGGCGAAAUGCAUCUCGUUUUGCUCAUUUCUCAUCUCAAGAGGAGGAGGACAAUGCUGCUGAUACCUCUGGAAGGGAAAUUCCACCAUCUGACAUUAACACUGAAACAGAAGAUUGGCCUGGUCCAUUUUCAACUGCAAUGAAGAUUAUUAGGGAUCGUCAGAUGAAUGCAAAUGUUCAGCGGCAUAAUUCCUUGUCAGACAAAAGGGGGGUUGCAUCAGUUACAUGGAAACCCAAAAAGGAUCGACAGUGUAACCUUCAAAAGCAGUUGGUUCCCUCGUUGCAGGAUCUGUGCCUGACAAUUCUUGUGAAAAACGCCGAUGCAGUCACUUCGCUUGAUUGCAUUCCUGAUGUUUUGAGGCGCAGGCUAUCUCAAUUGCUUUGUGAUUCUCGGAGAAUGGGUGAUCAUUUCUUUGGCCUGCUUGUACAGGGUUCUCCCACUGAGAUUCAUCUAAGGGACUGUUCCUGGUUAUCUGAGGAAAUAUUCACUAGAACUUUUGAAGCAUGUGAUACUAGCAAUUUGACGGUCCUACAGCUUGAUCAGUGUGGAAGAUGUUUGGCAGAUUAUGUUCUUUUUGGUACAUUAGCUCGUGCUUCAAAUUGCCUGCCUGCUUUAACUGCUGCGUCAUUACGGGCUGCAUAUCGUCUUUCUGAUGUAGGUCUAAGUGCACUGGUUUCUGCUGCACCUUCACUAAGAUCUAUAAAUCUCAGCCAAUGUUCCCUUCUUACUUCUGAUGGCAUUGCCAGUUUGGCAGCUUCACUGGGAUCAGUUCUGAGGGAACUAUAUCUAGAUGACUGCCAAGGGCUAGAAGCCAAGCAUAUAUUGUCAGCUUUGUUAGAGUUUGAACAAUUGGAAGUCUUGUCAUUGGCUGGCAUGGAGACUGUUUCUGAUGAUUUUGUCAGUAGAUUUGUAAGCGAACGAGGUCACAAGAUAAAGGAGCUUGUUUUGGCAGAUUGCAUGAAAUUGACGGAUUCUUCUGUUAGAGUUAUUGCAGAAUAUUGUUCAGAAUUAUGUGCAAUUGAUCUCUCUAACUUGUGCAACUUAACAGAUACUGCAAUAGGGUACCUUGCAAAUGGUUGUCAAGCAAUUCAAGCUUUGAAACUCUGCCGCAACACAUUCAGCGAUGAAGCUGUUGCUGCUUAUCUUGAGACCUGUGGAGAUACUUUGAGAGAACUUUCACUAAGUAAUGUUAAACAGGUCGCUCAGAAUACCGCUAUAUCACUUGCCAGACUCUCUAGAAACCUGCAAUAUUUGGAUUUGUCCUGGUGUCGCAAUUUGACUAAUGAAGCCCUUGGAUUGAUUGUAGAUGGCUGCUUGUCUCUGAAAGUUUUGAAACUAUUUGGUUGUAGUCAGGUUACAGAUGUAUUUUUGUUGGGCCACUCUAAUCCAGAAGUACGAAUAAUUGGAUUGAAGAUGAAGCCCCUACUGGAACAUCUUGAGGUGCCUGAUCUACUACGAGGACCACUGCAUUAUUCAUCUGUUUCUCCUUCAUUGUGAUCCUGGUUUAACCUAGUUCAAAACCUAGUGGUGAAGUUCCAAAUUUCAGCUCCCAACUUUUCUGUAUCCUUGGGCAUAUUCCCUGUACAUUUUCAGCAGUAACAUGUGAUUUCAUGAUUUUGAUCAUGAAAACAAUUUUUGUGUUGUUAGUAGGGAAUGAAUCUCGCUUCAGCUGCUGACAAGUCUCAGGUUGCUUAUUUUUGGCCAUUUGGGGUAUACUGUGGCUUGUCAUGCAUGCAUAUUUUGUAACGAAAGCUUUGACAUCCCUAAUUUGUUUACAUGUUGGAGGUGUCAUAUACGUAUGUCUGAACAAUUUAUCCUCGAAGAUUUUUUAUUUGUUA